This is a messenger RNA of Triticum turgidum subsp. durum (durum wheat), 648 nucleotides long. The record is from the annotation of a GenBank genome assembly. NCBI's taxonomy places the organism in Eukaryota, Viridiplantae, Streptophyta, Magnoliopsida, Poales, Poaceae.
AUGGGGUGCAUCCAGUCCACGCCGAAGCGGAGGCAGCACCCUGCCGGCUACGAGGACCCCGUCCACCUCGCCUCCCAGACCGCCUUCAGCGUCAGCGAAGUUGAGGCUUUGUUCGAGCUGUUCAAGAGCAUUAGUGGCUCAGUGAUCGAUGACGGGCUGAUCAACAAGGAAGAGUUCCAGCUUGCAUUGUUCAAAAACACAAGGAAGGAAAAUCUUUUCGCUAAUCGGAUAUUCGACCUGUUCGAUGUCAAGAAAAGGGGUGUCAUUGAUUUUGGCGACUUUGUUCGAGCUUUAAAUGUAUUCCAUCCAAAUUUUCCAGUGGAAGAGAAAAUUGAUUUUUCCUUCAAGCUAUAUGAUAUGGAUGGUACAGGCUUUAUUGAACGGAAGGAGGUAAAGCAGAUGUUGAUUGCUCUUCUAGGCGAAUCAGAGAUGAGAUUAUCUGACGAGAUUGUUGAGACAAUCCUGGACAAGACCUUUUCAGAUGCUGAUACGAAUCAGGAUGGUAAAAUAGACAGAACAGAAUGGGAGAAUUUUGUGUCCAGGAAUCCUUCCUUGUUGAAGAUAAUGACUCUUUCGUACCUCAAGGACAUAACGACCACGUUUCCCAGCUUUGUGUUUCACUCGGAGGUUGAUGAUAUCGUUACAUGA